Molecule: messenger RNA, 722 nt
Organism: Cucurbita maxima (winter squash)
Lineage: Eukaryota; Viridiplantae; Streptophyta; Magnoliopsida; Cucurbitales; Cucurbitaceae
Product: dirigent protein 23-like
Exons: 1
Coding region: 46-600 (184 amino acids)
Source: RefSeq, a predicted model, not a curated record
CUCUGUUUUUACAGAGAAAAACAGAGAAAAACAGAGGAAAAGAAAAUGGUGAAUCUUUCUAUUUCAUUUUUCUUCGUUUUUCUCCUCACAGCUCUCCCAUGGACUCGAACCCUCGACGCGAAGAAAACCGUAAUUUGCAGACGCCAUUGCCGGAAGCAGACCGUCACCAAGAUCCAAUUCUACUUCCACGACACCAUCACCGGGAAGAAUCCCUCCGCCAUUAAGGUGGCAGAGGCCCCUUCCUCCGCCAACUCACCGACGCUCUUCGGCACCGUGUCUAUCGCCGAUGACCCAUUGACGGAAACGCCGGACCCGAAAUCGAAGGAGGUGGGCAGGGCACAGGGGCUGUAUUCGUCGGCCGCGCAGCAGGAGGUGGGUCUGCUCAUGACACUGACCUAUGUAUUCACCGCCGGUAAGUUCAACGGCAGUUCCGUUGUUAUUGUUGGGAAGAAUUCGAUUAUGAAUAAAGUCCGGGAAUUGCCGGUGGUCGGAGGGACGGGGGCUUUCCGGUUCGCUCGUGGGUAUGCUCUGGCGAGUACUUAUUGGGCCAACAACGUUGGAGAUGCAAUUGUGGGUUAUAAUUUAACGGUUAUACACUAGGAAAAGUGACCGUGUGGUCCGGUUGUUGUCCGAUGAUUUUAUGUUUCUUUCAUUUUCUCUUCACAUGGUUUCGUUCAAAUAUGAAUAAAGGUUCGAACAUACUGUAUGACAUUUCGGUAGAA